AUGGCGGGCACAGGAGCCGCCAAUGGCAUACCUGAAAUCACAACAAAGAUCAUUGAAACUCCUCUCCUCAUCGCCGGUGCCGGCCCAGCGGGCGCAUCAUUAGCAUGCUUCCUCUCAUAUCCACCAUACUCAAUGACGGGUAUUAUGAUCUCGGCGGCACCUUCAACUUCACAAACGCCGCGGGCACAUAUCACCAAUCCCGCCGCCUUUGAAUGUCUCCGAGAUAUCGACUUAGAGCAGGCAUGUCUCGCCCAAUCUGUUGAAGGCGACUGCAUGAUUCACACUCGUUGGUGUCAUGAUAUGACAGGCGAGGAAUACGGUCGAAUUUAUUCUUGGGGUAAUGAUCCCAAGCGACGGGGGGAAUAUGAAGCUGCCACCCCUUGCCAUCACGUGGAUUUACCCCAAACUGUUUUUGAACCAAUUUUGGUUCAACGUGCAUCGGCUCAAGGUUGGGACGUCAGAUUCCGAACGAGCAUAGUCGACUUCAAAACAGAAGAUGAUGGAAAAAUUCUCAGUCGAGUUCGGGACGGAUUGACUGAGGCCGAGUACUUCAUCAGAUCAGACUAUCUGUUUGGAUGCGAUGGUGCCCGAAGUCAGGUUUUGAGAGAGUUGGAGAUUCCACUAGUCAAGAAACCUGGACAAGGGUUGGCGUUGAAUGUCUUAGUCAAGGUAGAUUUGAGCGACUACGUUGAAGCCAGGAAGGGGAAUCUACAUUGGGUGUUCCAACCUGAGAAGGAAUACCCCGACUUUGCUUGGAGUGGACUGAUCAGAAUGGUCAAACCGUGGCAUGAAUGGAUGUUCAUUCUCUUUCCCAAACCGGGAACAGAAUGGAAAGAGCCAACGCACGAACAAUACGUCCAACGAUGCAAAGAAAUUGUCGGACGAGACGACCUUCCUUUGGAAAUCCUCGAUAUCUCAAAAUGGUACAUCAACGAAAUCGUGGCAGAAUAUUAUUCUAAAGGGAACAUCUUCUGUCUCGGUGAUGCUGUACACCGACAUCCUCCUUUCAACGGACUUGGUUCCAAUACGUGUGUCCAAGAUGCUUUCAACUUGGCUUGGAAAAUCAAGUUUGUCUCACAAGGCCUUGCAUCUCCUUCACUACUCGAGAGUUUCAGUACGGAACGCCAGCCUGUGGGCUUGGGUGUGAUCACUCGAGCGAACCAGGGCAUCCGAGAUCACGUGCCUGUCUGGCGAGAAAUGGGCCUGAUGGAAGAGACCGUGGAAAAGAGGAUGGAGGUCUUCAAUUUUCUGAAAUCACCAUCUCCCGAAGCACGAGAGAGGAGAAAGAGAGUCAACAUUGCGAUUGAAGGCACGAGCCACGAAUUCCAUGGGAUCGGUGUGGAGAUGAAUCACCGAUACGAGUCACCAGCAGUGUAUCUGAAAGAUGAAAUCAAAGCAGGCAGGGCUAAGCCAGAGUGGCCUGAAGAUGCUAUCCUCCAUCACAAGGUCAGUACGUACCCUGGCCAUCGGUUGCCCCAUGUCUGGUUGAACCGCACAAUGCCCAUGAAAGAGCAGAUCUCGACCAUCGACCUUGCAGGUCAUGGACGUUUCUGUUUGCUCACCGGUAUCGGUGGUGACAAGUGGAUUGAGGCGGCAGACAAGGUUGGGAGAGAACUGGGCGUCGAAAUCAAGGCACACAGUAUCGGUUGGGGGCAAGAGUGGGUGGAUGUUUAUCGAGACUGGGAGCGAAGAAGAGAAAUCGAAGAAGAUGGUGCCAUCCUUGUCCGGCCUGACCGAUUCGUCGCUUGGCGAUCCAUGGAACUAAGGGAUGAUUGCGAAGAGAAACUCUUGGAGGUCAUGAAAAGCGUCCUGGGUCGCUCAUGA
Molecule: messenger RNA, 1824 nt
Organism: Rhinocladiella mackenziei CBS 650.93
Lineage: Eukaryota; Fungi; Ascomycota; Eurotiomycetes; Chaetothyriales; Herpotrichiellaceae
Exons: 3
Coding region: 1-1824 (607 amino acids)
Molecular function (GO): FAD binding
Source: RefSeq, a predicted model, not a curated record